Molecule: messenger RNA, 3384 nt
Organism: Ochlerotatus camptorhynchus
Lineage: Eukaryota; Metazoa; Arthropoda; Insecta; Diptera; Culicidae
Gene: Golgin97
Product: Golgin 97
Exons: 8
Coding region: 654-2678 (674 amino acids)
Cellular component (GO): Golgi apparatus
Source: RefSeq, a predicted model, not a curated record
UCAUCCACGAAAAAAAAAAUCAUCACAGAUCGGUCGUGUUCUUCUACGUUUAAGCCGACGAAAAGUUAUGUAUUUACAUUUUCGCAAAAUAUCAGUGUACAAAACCGGAAAAUAAGCACAGUUUAUUGUUUAAGCAACUACAUUCCCUCUCGUUCUAGUCAUUUGUGCCGUCGGUUAGUGAUAACAGUGGAAAUUCCUGUGCCAUUCCGUAGAUUUUCGUAUCGUCUUUUUGGUGAAUGAAUUGACAAAAAAAAAGAGUUCCUUUCAUUUUCCCUUGUGUGAAUCAGAGAGAAGAAAAAAAUUCAACACGAUCAAGUGUGACCGUAAACAAGUUGUUCUUAUCGGGAAACUAGAAUUUAUAAUGGUUCUAUAGUUUUAAAAUUAUCAAAGACCUGCUCCAAACGCAGUUCGUUAGCGGGUUCGGAUCGAACGAGUCGAUCCUAGAAGAGUUCUACAAGCUGAUUGCUGAAUAAAGAGUUUCAUUGAAGGUUGUUUUCUCGAAUGAGCCGAACAUGUUUUGCAACAAUCGUCGAUCGAUCGAAUGCAGUGGCAAUUUGGCGACCAAUUAAACAAUAGUAAGAAGAGAAAGAGGCGGAGGCUUGCAUUCUGCUUUUUCUUUGGCUGGGGAGGAGUUUCCGAGAGUGGAAGCGAUCAUGUUCGCUUCGUUGAAGAAUAAGAUUAAAGAGGAGACCGGAAGCGAUGUUACAUCACUGCCAUCGAGAAGCACGCAAUCGGGAAUGUCGGCUAUAGGUCAGCGGCACCAGAGGAGUCGAGGAGAAUCGUUGACCAGUAUGGCAUCGAUGGAUGAGCUGAGUCUGCUGGAGCAGAAAGAUGCGGAACUCAGUGCCACGAGGAUUCAGCUGCAGGAGUUGGCCGGUCAGUGCAAUGAACUGCGGGAUCAGACUCGGGUGCUCGAGGAAGAAAAGCUGAGACUGGAAGAGGCAUACAAGCUGUUGGAAGAAUCGUUGAAGGUGGCGCAGGUUCAGAAGGACUUGCUAUGUGAGGAACAGGAUAAGAUACAGAACCUGCAGCAGCAGGAGAUCUCAAAACUGAAAAGUAUGCUACUGUUCAGGGAACAGGAAGCGGUCGAUCGGAUAUCGCAUCAGAAGGCGGCCGAACAACAGGUGGAGGGUCUGAAACAGGAGCUAGGUCGAGUGCGUGGAAUCGAGCCUAUGAUCGAGGAUUUGCAGGACGAGCUUGAAAACAUUCGGCACUCCACCAGUAUCGAGAAGAACAACCUCCGAUCGACACUGGCUGCUGUCGAGGAGGAGAACCGUCACCUUAAGAGCCGCAUACAGGUUCUGGAGGAGAGCCGUGCUUCGCUCACGUCCGGUAAUACAGACGAGAAGAUUCAUACGCUGUUGCAGGAACGAAGGUUACUCGAACAGCGUUUGGAGGAAGCUCAUCUGCACCUGUCGGACAUCAAGAGUAGAUGGAGUGGUCAAAAUCUUGCCCUCGAAACUCAAGUUAACCGACUGUCCCGACAGGUUGCCGAGGAAACCCGCGAAAGGCACAACGCUCUCAAGUUGAAGGAUGAUCUCAAUGAAAAAGUCAAACAGCUUGGGUUUGAGCUCGAAAAGACCAGGAACGAAGUCACCCAAAGGGAUAAUAAGAUAACGCUAAUGAGCGAAGAAAUAGACGAACUUAACUCCGCUCUGCGGGAAGCUCGCGAGCAGCACGAAGAGGAAGUUACGUUCAUGAGCUGUAAACUCGAACAAUUGCAGCUGGAACUGAAUAGCAUCAAAACGAAUCUCACCGAAACCGAGCAAAGGCUGCUGGAUUCACUGGAUGGAUCCGACCGGUCAAUGAAUUCCUAUAAAUCGCAAAUUUUGCAACUGGAGGACAAUGUCCGCGAACUGAAUGGUCAACUUUCGAUGGAAAAGCAAGAGAAGCUUUCGAUUCUCAUGAAAAAUGCAGAGAUUUCUCAAAAAGAGGAAAUUCUACGAAAAGAACUUCGUCAGGAGCAAGAAGAGGCACAAGACUUGCACGAUCGAGCGGCUCUUUUGCAAAGGGAGUUAGAUAAAAAAUUAAACACCGUCAAUGAGCUUCGCAAGCAGAUCGACGAACUGAUGAGCACUAAUCUCGAACAAAACGCUAAACUGGCUUCCCUAGAUAGUUUACAUGCGGAAUUAAUAGAUAAGAACAAGAUCAUAAAAAUUCUAAACCAACGGCUAGUCGACAUGAAAAAGACCCUCCAAGAAGAGAUAAAUAAUAACAACAGCGCCACCACCGUCGGCGGUGGUCAACACUUGAAACAUUCCGAACAUCAUUUCGAGCGAUCCAAUUCGAAGGAGAAACAGGAAAGCGUCGGAUGUAAACAGCAAAAUGGUGCCAUUAGCCACGCUAGUAGUAAUAGUAAUAGUAGCAGUAACCAUAGCAACAGUAAGCCCCACGCCAAUCACAAUGGAACACAGAAAGUUGCCCUUGGCAAUGACAGCAGCGGGACGAUCGUCAUGGAUGAAGUAAAUUUCCGCUACUUAAAACAUGUGAUAAUAAAAUUUCUCACUAGUCGAGAGGUGGAAGCGCGUCAGCUUGUCAAAGCCGUGGCAACUCUUCUGCACUUGUCGUAUGAAGAGGAGAAACUCCUGCAGGAUACGCUGACGUGGAAGAUGAGCUGGUUCGGAAGUCGCCGUGGCCAACACUCUCAGAUCGCACUAUCAACAGUACCACCAAGUUAAAAAAAACCUACCAAACUGCAGUGAUUAUUGAACUUUUACAUAAAGUAUUUCAAACUAACCUAUCGCAAGCCCUGCUCUUCCCUUUCCUCAAAACAUUUUCAUCUUUAUGGCAAUAUAUGCGAAAAGAAUGAUUCACAAACAAAUGAAGAAACAACAAAAUCAAUCAAUUAUUUGGAAAAGCAAAACUCUGACACAUAAUCAAAUACCCAUCACGAAAACGAUUAUAUCAAAACAAAUUGCACUAAUCUCACCAAUAGAUCUUAUUUAAUUACCCCCUGAGUAUUGUAAUCAACAAUGAAUCGCCUCUAGAGAGUAUUAUAACAGCGGAUGCUUGACCAUUAUACAACCCUUACAUUCCUAUAUACAUUGUGGGGCUUUAGUUAAGAGCCUCGCUAGCUUCUUUCAUUAGACUGUUAUGUUUACAAGUUUUAUUACCCACCAUAUUUGAUUUGACCUCAAGCCAGUUAGUUUGUUUAAUGAUCUUUGUGUUUAACAGUGUAGCUAAACGGCCGGCUGCAUCUCACAACAUUACAUAGUGUGCUCUUCCCAGCUAAACAAUAAUAAUCAACACAACCAGAUGGAAUCAUUAGUAGAAUGAGAAAAGAGGAGAAAGUGAACCGUGAUAGCAUUAUUGGAUGUAUUUAUACUUUGCAAUUCGGAUAAAAGCUGAACAAAUGGAAGGAAAUAAAGGAAGAUACCAUUCAAA